Chlamydomonas reinhardtii is the source of this 3467-nucleotide messenger RNA. RefSeq lists its product as uncharacterized. The transcript is spliced from 10 exons. The coding region runs from base 83 to 1780 and encodes 565 amino acids. NCBI's taxonomy places the organism in Eukaryota, Viridiplantae, Chlorophyta, Chlorophyceae, Chlamydomonadales, Chlamydomonadaceae. Gene Ontology annotation, biological process: translational initiation. Gene Ontology annotation, molecular function: translation initiation factor activity; guanyl-nucleotide exchange factor activity. Gene Ontology annotation, cellular component: eukaryotic translation initiation factor 2B complex. The record is from RefSeq and is a predicted model, not a curated record.
AAAGCACAAACAUUUGUUCCUAUCUGAGUUCUGUUUUGCGACCUCUCUUUUAGUUGGCCCCCCGCUGUGGGGCACUGCCGCGAUGUCUGAGAAAAAAGAUAUUGAUGAGCUGUUGGAGGAAUGCUGCGCUGUCUUCAGGCGCAGGCAAAUUGAGGGAUCUUUGCCAUGCGCAAAGAAAACGCUGGAUGUCCUGCGCCUGAUCGUCACAAACAAGCGGCACAGCACGGCAGCGGCGCUAAUCGACGAGAUACGCACCGUGGGCUAUAAGAUGCAGACCGCGCGGCCCGUAGAGCUGGCCAUUGGCAACAUGGUGCGACGCGUGCUGCACAUUAUCCGUGAGGAGGCCAAGCAGGAGCAGUAUGACGAGGCCAAGCCGGGCUCGUUCACGCAGCCCGCCAAUCAGGAGGGGCCGGAGGCGGCGCGCAACCAGACCGGCCUGCUGUCCAAGGCGCUCAACAGCACCUCGCGCGUCAUGCAGCGCGGCCUGUCGCUGUCCAACCUGCUGGACGUGGGGAUCGACCCCGCGCUGUUCGCGCCGGUGCCCUCCGCACUCACGCCCAUCGCCGAGGUCGGCACGCCGGCGGAGCGGAGCGAGUUGAUGGAGCGGGCGGCGGCGGCGGCGGGGGGUGCGGGCGGUCCGGGGGAGAGGGCAGGGGGGCACGGCGGCGGCGGUGCGGAGCGGGACCCGGAGCUGGAGAGCCAGGGCGGCGCCAGCAGCAAGCCGCAGGGCAAGCAGAACAAGAAGACGCCGCCCAACUGGAAGGGCAAGCACGAGGUGAUCGAGUCCAUCAACGAGCUCAUCGACGAGCUGGACCACAUCCAGGGCAGCAUCACGCUGCAGGGUGUGGAGCACAUCCACGCAAACGAGGUGAUCCUGACCAUGGGCAUGUCCGACACCACCUACCUGUUCCUGAAGGAGGCCUCCAAGAAGCGCGAGUUCCAGGUGGUGGUGGCUGAGGGCGCCCCGCGCUUCGACGGCCACCUGAUGGCUCGCAAGCUGGCGGACGCAGGCAUCACCACCACCCUCAUCGCCGACAGCGCCGUGUACGCAAUGAUGGCGAGAGCCAACAAGGUGCUUGUGGGCGCGCACGCGGUGCUGGCCAACGGCGGCGUGGUGGCGCCGGUGGGUCUGCACAUGGUGGCGCUGGCGGCGCGGCGGCACUCCAUCCCCUUCGUGGUGCUGGUGGGGCUGCACAAGCUCAGCCCGCUCUUCCCCACUGACCCCGAGCUGCUCUACAACGAGUUCAAGGGCCCGGGCGACGUGAUCGACUUCGACGUGGUGGCGGAGGCCUUUGCGCAGCAGCAGCAGCUGGCAGCAGCCGCGGCAGCCACAGCGCCCUCGGACCGGGACGGCGCCGCCGGCGGCGCCGCCGGGUCCUCCAGCUCUGGCCCCUCUGCCGGCAACUCCUCCGACGGCCCCGCGGCCGCCUCCUCCUCCAGCGCUUCUGGCAUCAGCCUCGCGCUCGCGGGCGGCGCAGGCGCCUUCUCCUCCAGCUAUUCCGCGGCGGCGGCGGUCGCCGCCGCCGCCGCUGGCGGCGCCGGCGGCGCCGGCUCCGGCGCGCCCUUCCCCACCGUGGGCGGGCCGCCUCGCUGGGACCCGCUGCCUGGUAACUUGCACGUGCCCACGCCGCUGUUUGACUACGUGCCACCGCACCUGAUCAGCCUAUUCAUCACAGACAUGGGCGGCCGCAUGCCCAGCUACGUGUACCGGCUGCUCACCGAGUACUACGCCCGCGACGACUACUUCCUCAGCCGCGAGGUGUUUGGCAAGGAGCGGUAGUGGGAGGUGGUUGGUGGGGGGUGGGGGGCGACGAGUGUGUGUGUGGGGUGGGGGGUGGUGGGAGGGCAGGGAGGCGAAGUGGGAGGCGGAAGAGGAGCAGGCGAAGGAGGAGGAGGAGGAGGCGACAGGGGAGCUGUCGAUAGUGGCGAUCGUGGUGGGGAAGGGCAUUAAGAAAGCUGGGCGGUGGCAGCGCGCUGGCAGCCUAGCACACCGCCCCAUGCCCCCAUCCCAGCACUUGCAUUCCCGCUUCUGAAGGAAACGGGGUGGGUGCAUUGUAGAUACAUGUGCAUUCAAGCCCCAAUUGUGGGGUCCAUGGCACCUAGUAGACUGCAGGUCAUGUACGUGAGCUGGUGGUGCCGUGGCCAAAUGGUGUGUGUGUCGCAGGGCAGCAGCUUUGGUAUGAGGAGGCGCUUUACCCGUGGUAUGGCGCGAUUCCAAAUUGCUGCACGUUUUUGCAAAGUCUGGAUAAGGAUCAGAAAGUAGCAGAGGUUAGCAAGAGGGUAGGCGCGGGAUCAGCCAGAUUCACUGGAGUCGCUCUGGUGGGCCGGUGGGAGCUGGGGGAGGCUCCGGACACGGCUUCGCACUGCAAUGGUCUUCGCAGGUCUGCACGGUCUAGCUCCCCCGAUCGUCUGCACACAUCGAUGCCUACAACCUAACUCGCUACAAGCUCAAACUGCAAACUCUAGCAACUUUCUUGGACUGUUGGAGCAGCGUGCGACAAUCUGCUGCUUUGUACACUUCAACUGUGCUAAGUUCUGGAUUCCGAGGCUUUCUUGCAGUGCAACUUGUAACCUGGAACAACAAUGGAUUUCAUAGGGCAAAAACACGCCGAGAAUGCGCUCAUGGUGAUUAUCCUUAUUGCCGCGGUUAUCAGCUUCAUCGCGGGCUAUGCCACGAAGGACUUCUUGCUAAUGGUCAAGAUCAACGGCGUCGGGCUGGUGCUGGCGCUGCUAGUCAGCAUCCCGGACUGGCCCUUCUUCAACCGCAACCCCUGGAAGUGGCUACCACCCCUAGAGGUGGACGAGAAGGCUCAGAAGAAGAAGUGAGGCAAUGUCGGACCCUCUGGGCACGCGGGGUAAAGGCCCGCCACGUUUGUUGUGCGGGGCGGGUGAACGCAACGUGUGCCCGAGUAUGCCACGGGCGUGUAGCCUUGGCGUAGCCGGGGUUGGCAGGCUCCAGAUUGGCACCUGCAGCGCCGGCGUUGUACAUUAUGCUGAUGCGGAUAAGUGCAGACAGUGUGAAGUCAAGUCUGCAGGAUGUGACGUUGAAGGCGGGAAGCACGGACUACCCGAGGCAGUACAGCAAAACCAGUGAUACGCUCCGCAGCAGCAGGCUGCAUGCCGCGUCACGUCGCCAUAAUGCUCUAUAGCGCUGUCAUAAGGGAUGCGACUUACAUGUGCACGCUGGAUUUCAUGGCGACUCCGUGAAAGGAGGGCAACGGCUGCGUGCCCCUCUGGACGGUUUGUUGUGUUGAGCCGAGGGUAGUGCCUGCAACAGGUGAAUCAUAUAUGCAAGGCUGUAGAGUACUGGUUCUGGGAAUGUAAAGGCAGCAUGAUGUUGCAGUUUGGGGAGCUCACUCGAGGGGCCAGAGGGUCGAUGGAAGACGCGUCGGGUACGUGUGCGCACUGCAAACUUCUGCGCGCCUUAUCAAUGAAUUCCGUCUUGUGAUAUGUAAUGGCAGCUAUCU